UGAAAAAUGACCGUUUUGAUUACCGGCGGGAUUUCAAAAAUAUCUACUCAACUUGCGGAGGCGGUGCUAAAAAACGGAAGAAAUGUGGUUCUUCUGCACAAUAAUGAGGCGAUUCCAACAAAUCUGAUCAAUAAUCCAUCGCUCACACUUAUCAAUUUAUCAUCAAUCAACGAGGAAGCAAUCAAAAAUCUAAUCGAAAAUUACAAAAUCCAAACAAUUUUCGACGCAUCUCUCACCACAACUGAUGUGCUCUUGGAGCCAAUUCAAGGAGCUAAGAAAUUGAUUCUGGGAAUCACGUCAAUCCUCGAUGCAAUCCGUAAAUCCGCAUCCCCACCAUCUCUGGUUCUCAUUAGUGGUGACGAGGUGUACGGUAGGGCGAAGAAUCGUGUCGAGACCCAACCUCUAGAGCCGGUCACAUUCAUCGGCUCAGCUCAAAUGUCCGUUGAAGCAAUGGCUCACAGCUAUGCUGUCAGUUAUCGUAUUCCAAUGGUCAUCGGAAGGGUAUCCGAUGAUUUAUCGAUUUCUGACGCGACACGUGGAUUAUUGGCAAUUGAAAAGUUGGCACAAAGCCAAAAACCAGCGGAGGUCUACAAUAUUUCGGCUUCUUCAGCUGAAAAAAUUCAGAAAGAAACGAAUUGGAGCCCGUCUGGCUCUGUAAAGGAACAGGGACCCAUCGAAGAAGUUUUUAAGCCAAUUUUCUUAGUUUUCGGAGCUAAUUCGGAACUGAAAACUCAAUUUUUGGAGCUGCUAAAGCUGGAGGGACUGGUUUCCAAGGAAUCCACAAUCACAAAUCUGCAAGAAGCCACUGAUAAAUCGGUUAUCGAUGAGAUUAACACAAUCAAUCCAUCCCAUUUGGUUUAUUUCGGAAAUGAAACCGACUCAUUCGAAGGCGACUGCUUCACUCUCCGUACCAAUAUGGCGACUAAUCUCUAUUUUCCAUGGCUUCUCGCAAGUAUUGCCGAAAAGUUCUCCCUACACUUCACCCAUUUUGGAAAUACUUCUAUGAGCCAAGAGUCUUCAGCUCUUGCCGUUAAAGGAUACACUGGGAAAAUGUUGGAAUAUUUCGAAAAAACGCUCAUAAUUGGACAGAAAAUCGAUAAAAACGUGCUGGAAUCGAUUAAGGCAUGCAAGACUGGAGGACUUAAUAAUAAUAUUUAAUUAUUGAAUUUUUGCAAAUUAUUUUUGAACUUAAAGCAUUCCUUUUUCUGCGAUUUUUUCAAUCAAUAAAUUUUGAAAUUAGU
This is a messenger RNA of Caenorhabditis elegans, 1241 nucleotides long. It is a transcript of the gene rml-5, whose product is annotated as NAD(P)-binding domain-containing protein. NCBI's taxonomy places the organism in Eukaryota, Metazoa, Nematoda, Chromadorea, Rhabditida, Rhabditidae. Gene Ontology annotation, molecular function: UDP-glucose 4,6-dehydratase activity. The coding region runs from base 7 to 1158 and encodes 383 amino acids. The record is from RefSeq and is marked reviewed. The transcript is spliced from 5 exons.